Molecule: messenger RNA, 1615 nt
Organism: Liolophura sinensis
Lineage: Eukaryota; Metazoa; Mollusca; Polyplacophora; Chitonida; Chitonidae
Product: major egg antigen-like
Biological process (GO): protein refolding; response to heat
Cellular component (GO): cytoplasm; nucleus
Source: RefSeq, a predicted model, not a curated record
UGGCAUCCCAUCUACAGCAGUCUAAGACAAGAGGCCGGAACUGGCGAUUCUAACACACGCUUCAGACUUGGCCGUGUAGGAAUGCUAAUGUGUUGAAUUUAAAAAGCUAUAUUCUAAGCAUCAGUGGCUUUGGGUUCGUGGUCGCUGUGAAAUCUCCGCUGUUGGUUUUGCUUAAACGUGUCCCCACUAGCCGGGAAAUAUGUCUAGGGUUCCUGUCUACCGAGACACUCUAGGAUUUGAAGAUACAGAAGGUGAUAUAUUCGGAGACAUGCAGAGAGAUAUGGAUAGAAGACGGAAGGAGUGGGAGAGUGAAAUAGAGCGCAUGCGCAAAGACUUUUUUACACUGAAGCCGACUGGAAAAUUGGACACUUUGUCGGACAAUUACUCCUCCCGCUAUUCCGAUCAGUUAGACGACGCCAAAGGCAUCAUCGAAAGGGACCAUAAUGGACAACCAGUGUUUCGGGUUAGAUUUGACGUGAAAAACUUUAAACCGGAAGAGGUUAAUGUGAAAACGGAUUACAAUGUACAAGUGCAAGCAAGACACGAGUCGCACGAAGGUGGGUCGAAGAUCACACGAGAGUACAACAGGGAAGUGGCUGUUCCCAAAGAGGUGGACCCCAUGGCCUUACAGUGCACAAUGACACCAGACGGUUACCUGUUUCUAGAAGCGCCAAUGCCAGUGCCUCAGUAUUCUCAGAUACAGGAUGUGAAUAGCUCUCGGGUACAAUCGACUCCCAGUCCACGCUACCAGCCCACCACUAUCAAUACCUCCAGCGCCUCUAGCCCCAGGGUCCAUACUCUGGACACCCAUUUCAACCCUAGCCCGACUUAUGCGCGCAGUCAACCCUUAUCCGUAGAGACGGAGAAAAAGUAUAAAGUAGAGGUGGAUAUAGAAGAUUUCAAACCGGAAGAUCUCACUGUGAAAACCGUUGAUAAAAAACUGCUGGUUUCGGCGAAGAGAGAAGAGCGGAUCGGAAAUCGCAGUUCGACGAAAGAGAUGAGCCGUGAAUUCCAACUUCCGGAUAUGGUGGAUCCGACAACAGUGAAGGCGUACUUUUCUGAUAACGGCAAGCUCCUUGUGGAAGCCCCUUAUAACAUCAAUCGACCCUGAGGUCCUCUUAUCCCUGGCACACAAACUAUUAAAAAGCUGACAAACUUGGAUGAGAUUAAUAAAGAGUAUGUUGACUGUAGGAUGUAUGUUCAGUAAGUCAAGGAUGAAAUUGUUUGUAAACAGCUGAAAACCCCUGCCAGGGAGAGUUCUUCAGUACGUGCAGUAAGGAAAGGAGAUCUAUUAACGUUACUGAGGAUUGAAGGAGUCCGACUCCUUUUAUACCAAAUACCGCUGAUCCACUCGAUAUGAUUACUCUUCGCAAAAGCUGAUCUUAGAGCAAUUACCACUAUCAUUCAGUUCAGAACUGCUGAAAAGAAACGGCCUUAUGUUUUGAUUUUCUUGAAUGUGUCAUACAAGACCAUUCUUGUAUGUAUUUUGUAGUUUAGCUGAUGAAUCUGUAGGUAUCGUAUACAGGGGUUUUCCAUUGCAUUGAUUAUUGCCAUUUUUGUUUUAUUUAUGUGUCAAAGCGCCAAUAAACCGUGUACAUCGUGUCUUUUAACAGGA